AGGUUAAUUAUAGUUUUAAAAAUAUGAAGGGGACGUAACGAACCAGUGAUUAUUUUCUUCGAGGCAAGAAAAUUAUGAAAGAUUUACAUGCAAAUGGAAACAUAAGCCAUUUCAGACGCAUGAAGUCACAAUUUCCACCUUUUAAUAUUGCUACAAUUAAAAAAUAAUUAAAUGUUUCUAAACAUCAGUAAAGAAGAAAGAAAUAUCUUUCUCUCUCUCUCUCUCUAGUCUUUAUCUUAUUUAAUAUCUCCAUCUUCCUUAUGAUCAAUGCCCAAAAGCUCCCUUCAUCUUCUAUAUAAUCACUUAAAGAAAAUAAACAGAGUAGAAGAAAGAAAGAACUUGCCUUCAUUUGUUUAGCUAGAAAUGGUGUUUGGUUGGAGAAAAGCGUUUUGCACAUCCUUUCCUAGUACUCAAGACAAACAUCAACAAUCAUCAUCAUCUUCUUCAUCACACCUUCUCCACACUGAUCCACCUAUUACCACACCAAGACUCCGAUCAAAGUUCGGUUUCUUCUCAAACCCAUCAACUCCCCGUCUCCGAUCUCGUGGAUGCCGCUCCGCCGCUUCAACCGCCGCCGCUACUCCAUCUCUUCCCACUAGUCCCAAACUCCAAUGCAGGACUACAAGCAAUGCUACUCCAAGAACCAGUAACACCUCCUCUCCUAAGUUUCUCUCCAACCCUUCCUCUCCCAAAUCUUCUUCUCCUUCCUCCCACGGCGGCGUUUCUCUCCUCCGUGCCACACUUCUUCUCAACCAGAGCAAUAGUAACAGAUGUGGGAUUUGCCUACAGAGAGUUGACUCCGACCAAAUCAACUCGACGGCGAUUUUCACGGCGGAGUGUUCACAUUCUUUCCACCUCUCUUGCGCCGUUAGACUACAAGACAAGCGUUGUCCUUUCUGUUCCGCCUCCUGGAAGUCUGAUUCUCCCUCCGCGAAUUCAAGACCCGACCCGAUUAAAAAACCCGAGAUCCGAGAAAUAAAGACAGGGAAGUCUCUAAGAGUGUACAACGACGACGAGCCGUUAGCUUAUUCCCCCGUCUCCCUUUCCCGGUUCAACACUAUUCUAGAAUCAGACGAAAACGACGACGUAGAAGAAGACGAUGAGUUCCCCGGAUUCUUCCCUGAUUCUUCUUCAAUCACGCCGGCGAUCUCCGGGAAUUUGGAAAUUCAAUUGCUCCCGGAGUCCGCCGUGGUGGACGCCGGGAAAAGGUUUGAGACGCACGCCGUCGUUUUGAAAGUGAAGGCGUCUCCGAUCAAGGAGGCGGUUAGAGCGCGGCGGCCGUCGUUGGAUCUGGUGACGGUUCUCGAUCUUACCGGCGGAGUGGAUUUGGAGACGGUUAAGCAGGCGAUGAGAUCAGUGAUCUCUCUCCUCCGGGAGAUGGAUCGUCUCUCCAUCGUCGUGUUCUCGUCGGGAUCGAAACGGUUGAUGCCGUUACGACGGAUGACGGCGAGAGGAAGGAGUUCAGCAAGGAGAAUCAUCGACUCUAUAGGCGGAAUUGAAACUAACAGUGGAGGGAUGAGAGUUAACGACGCUUUGAAAAAAGCGGUUAAAGUCGUUGAGGAUCGGCGGGAGAGGAAUCCAACGGUUAGUGUUUUGGUUUUAUCGGACGGUCAGGAUCAAGAGGCGGUUAUGAAAGCUGGGUUAAGUUCCUCCACGCGCGUUCCUUUCGUCGUGUCCACCACUCGCUUGUUGUCUCGGCCCGAGAUCCCCGUUCACUCCGUUUGGAUCGCGUCUCCCGGCGCGUUGCAGCACAACGCGCCUGUAAGAGACGCGUUCACGGAGCGGAUCGCGGGUUUGUUCAACGUGGUUCUACGUGACGUGAAGCUUAAUCUAGGGUUGUUGGUGUCUGGAUCUCCGUUGACUGAGAUCUCAGCGGUUUAUUCUUUAACGGGUAGAACCGAGAGUUUCGGAUCCGGGUCGGAUGUUGUCGUCGGUGAUCUGUUUGCGGAGGAGGAGAGAGAAUUUCUCGUUGAGAUUAAAGUGCCGACUUCGGCAAGUGGGUCCCAUCGUGUGAUGUCCGUACGGUCUUCGGUCGUUGACCCCACGACGCUUCAGCCGUUUCCUUGUCCGAAUGAGAAACGGUUUUUGAUCCCACGGCCACAGGGUGUACGAUUCGUUUCCGCUGGGAUCGAGCGGUUGAGGAGUCGACACGUGGUGUGCCGCGCUGUAGCUGAGUCACGUAAGAUGACUGAGCGUGAAGAUUUAGCCGGAGCCUAUCAGGUUUUAGUAGCGGCUCGGUCAAACGCAUUGGAUGAGAGUGAUGGAUUAAAGAGCUUGGACGCUGAGUUAGCCGAGCUAAACCGGUUGAAACCGAGAAACGGUUUAGUAAACCGAACCGAAGAGGAGAAAACCGAGCAGCUUACGCCGACUUCGGCUUGGAGAGCGGCUGAGAAAUUGGCGAAAGUGGCUAUCAUGAGGAAGCAUUUAAACCGGGUCAGCGACAUGCAUGGCUUGGAAAACGCCAGAUUUUAAGUUUCUUUUUUGGUUGAUUAUUAGUUGGUAUGUAAUUAUUUCGAAAUAUUUUAGUAACCAAUAAUUGAGUAAGAUAUGAUAAAUAAAAUUAUAGGAGUUAUGAUUAUUAGAAAGGGACCCCAUAGGUGCAUGACAGCGACAAGCAGUAGCCGACGGGUGUGGCCUUUUUUUCUGAAAUGCAGAGAUUGGUACAUUGAGAAUUAAUUGGUCUUUUAGCUUUUAUCAUCUUCCUUUUUGUAAUUUUCAGAAAAUCCAAAUCUCUGACUGAAAAAAGGUGGGGAAAAAUAAAUAAAGUUUGCUUUUUAUAUACUAUAAAGGUGUAGUGGAUAAUGAGAGAAUGCUUGCAACGCUGGACUUCAAAAUCAAAAGCAAAUUUGUAC
Molecule: messenger RNA, 2852 nt
Organism: Eruca vesicaria subsp. sativa (arugula)
Lineage: Eukaryota; Viridiplantae; Streptophyta; Magnoliopsida; Brassicales; Brassicaceae
Source: the annotation of a GenBank genome assembly